Messenger RNA from Theobroma cacao (cacao), 1961 nucleotides. Its product is annotated as Mitochondrial glycoprotein family protein. The record is from RefSeq and is a predicted model, not a curated record. Lineage: Eukaryota; Viridiplantae; Streptophyta; Magnoliopsida; Malvales; Malvaceae. Gene Ontology annotation, cellular component: mitochondrial matrix.
AAUGAUAAUAAUAAAAAGUGAACAGGAAAACCCCGCCUAUUCUGUUUUUUUUUCUCUUCUUUGGUGCAAUUUCUGAAGGACGAAAAUUGAAGUAAGCAGCAGGGGAAAAAGCAAAAAUGGCUGGCUUCAUUCGAACAGCUCGAAGAACAAUUCUCUCUGCCUCAAUACCCCUGACUAAUGGCAGCGGAUCACGAAUCGCAACGGCAUCUUCACUUCUCCAAUACGAACCAUACGCGACCGGCACAGUCCACAAAUCGCCUUUCAAAGCGAACAUCCUCAGAAUCCUAAGCAACGAGAUCGAGUACCAGCACGACUACGCCCCGCCCCAUCAGCCUGCUACGAGUUUCAAUUCAUUUAUGGUCGAAGACCGACCGGGAGAGAAGUGGGUGACAAUGAGGGGAAAACAUGGAGACAAUGAGGAAAUUAAAAUUGAAGUAACUAUGUUUGACGGGUGUGUGUUUGUUCCUAAACCUGGGGAAGAUAGCUCCGGGGAAGAUGUGCUCCUUCACAUUAGCUUGCUUGUUGAUAUUUCCAAGGGUCAAGGUUGUCCUGAAUUGGAAUUUUUGUGCUCAGCUUGGCCUGGCCGGUUAGAGAUUCAGAGAGUUUACUUGCUAAAUCGCGAUAGGAUUGUGACUAACCCUUACAUGGGACCUGAUUUCAGAACUUUUUAUAGCUUGGUGAUAAGGCAUCUACUAGGUAGCGAACAAGCAACGGGUUAAGGGCGUUAGACAUGGGGGUUUAUUUCUUUUAUGGUUGUUGUCAUUAUCUUCUUGCUCUAAUCCACUCUCCAUUUUGGGGAUGGCAAGGGUAAACAUCAUAUAGGAAACAACUGAAGUGUUGUCCACAAAGGGGUUUUCCUUUCUUUUUCUUUCUCUUUCCUCUUCAGAAAUGGAGAGUUAUUGUCCAGAAAGGAUUCUAAUCAUUGACAGGAACACUUACUUGAUCAGAAAAUUUGUGAAGAUGGAUUUGGGGUCCUUGAGAAAGAAAGCAAGACAAGAAUAAGGUUAUUUUUUUCUUGUAUAUAUGCAUAACUCUGUUUUGGUAAUGUUGGGAAAGUUGUGAUGGACAUACCAGGAACAACCCAAGUUCUACAAUGGGCCAAUAAUUUCGUUGGAGGUUUGUCUGAUUUGCUCAGAACUGUUGAUUCUCACCCUUAGUCUAGAUUUAAGCCCAGUUCCCACAAUGCUGGUCACCCAAGGUUUGGGAAAAAAGUUCAAAACUUGAGCCCAAUUUGAUGUCUAAGAUUUCUAACCCAAGCAAGCCAAGGUCUGAAGGUUAAAUGUCGAUGAAUAGUUAAAACUGAGCCAUCAGGUCAUCUUGCUUCAAACCAACAAAGCAAGGUGGAUGAAUAAAAUAUAAAUAUUCCAGAAAAAAAGAAAGUAAAAGUUAUGUGGUGAUGCAAGCUAUGAAGCUAGACCCAUUUUUAGCAUUUUAUUAUCAAAAAACCAAAUCUUUCUUAGAUUGGAGGAUCAGUUGGUGAAAGUGACACAGUACACACUCCUUCACAAAGAACAAAAUCAUACCCACUGUUGCUGAAAUCAACUAAUCAGAAGAUCUAAACCUGCAAUUGACACAAUAUAUAUGCACAAAACAGAUUAAAUUGAGUUCAAGAUGUUAUUCAGCUUUUUUUUUGGCUCUUGGACAAGUAUGAUAUUGAGUUGACAAAUACAUAAAGUUUUUUUUAAUAGAAAAGUAUGUAAUUGAACAUGAACAAUAUGGGAUCUUCUAAAUUCUCAAAUGUCAUUAUUGCAAGAUAUCAUGUUAUUGGUAGAUACUUACUAGAAAGUGAAUCUAUUGGAUUAUGGGAAUCCAACAAGGCUUCAUGAAGUAAAUUCUUGUAGUUAAUCUGUCAAUUUGAAGACUGGCCUGGGACUCAAAAGCUUUUGUUGCUUGAAUGAGGAAAACCCUGAAAAUUUCUUGCUCUACCUCUUACCUUGAUUGGGAAAAUUCCCUCCCAAAAA